AUGGUCUGGGAAUCCCGACAAGAGUCCCCUUCGUCCGAUGCGACGUUAGGGCCUGUCCCCCGUCGCAAGCUCCCUCCUCAGCUUCAGAAAUUGGUAGACCAUGAUGAUGGGUUUUACGACGAUGUCUAUUCCCCAUACUCCGUAAACUCAACCGAUACCUCCUAUCGUUACGCUGCCUACGCCAAUCGCAUCCGCACCCUCCUUCUCUCCGCCCAGCGUUAUGUCGCCUACACCUCCGACAUUGGUGAAUCUUUCCGUCCAGUCGCGCAUCCUUACCUCGUGCGCUCUGCUUACGCCAUCUCCUGGACGUACCUCCUCGGUGAUGUCGGACACGAGGGUUACAAGGCGUACCUCCGGAACCGUCGAGCAUUAGCACCGGCCGGCGAAGCCUACAAGGAUGCCAAGGAUCUUACGCAAGAGGAGGUGCUCAAGGGAAUGGCGACGGGCAACUUGACCACGGGAAAUAACUCGAGACCGUCAGAGUAUGCAGAAGGAAGUUUGAUGCCGUGGAAGACGACGGGAAUCCCGUUGAUUGAGGAUUACCGGGUCGUCAUGGCGAAGAGAGCCGUGUUCCAGGGAUUGGCGAGUAUGGCGCUGCCAGCAUUGACCAUUCACUCCGUGGUGAAGUAUUCGGGGCGCAUAAUGAAGAAUUAUAAGAGUAAUCUUCUGCGCACAUGGGCGCCUAUCGGAAUCGGUCUCUCCGUCGUCCCGCUUAUGCCUUACAUCUUCGAUGAACCCCUUGACGAAGCCGUCGAAUACGGUUUCCACACAGCCAUCGGCUCAUUCUUCGGCAAGGACGCCGUCAAGUCUCUCUCUUCUGGCCACGAGAAGGACUCGACUUCUCUCUCGCAUUUCUUGGACUCUCAGAAUCCAGAUGCCGUGCCUGUGUCUUCUGCAACUGAUGCAAUGUCGUGGGAGGAGUAUCGCGAGGAGAGAGAGCGGGCGAAGGAGCAGCGGAGACUGGAGCGUGCGGAGAAGGGGUCUUCUGGGCCUGUGGCUAUGUUGAAGGAAUUGAUUGGCGCGGGUGAGAAGAAGAAGAGUGAUUAA
Messenger RNA from Aspergillus ruber CBS 135680, 1047 nucleotides. RefSeq names its product mitochondrial fission process 1 family protein. The record is from RefSeq and is a predicted model, not a curated record. NCBI's taxonomy places the organism in Eukaryota, Fungi, Ascomycota, Eurotiomycetes, Eurotiales, Aspergillaceae. Gene Ontology annotation, biological process: mitochondrial fission. The coding region runs from base 1 to 1047 and encodes 348 amino acids. Gene Ontology annotation, cellular component: mitochondrion. The transcript is spliced from 3 exons.